AUGAGUUAUCAGUUUCCAUCUUCAUUCUAUGCUCUACCUUCGAAGUUCCCUAAACAGUUUUAUAAACCGCAGGCAGAAACUGUAGUAGAAGAUCAAAUAAUUACCAUUGAUAAUUUCUUCCCUCAAGACGUAUGUAAUGACUUGAUCAAGUCUAUUGAAAACUCGUCUGCAAUUAAGUUGGAGACCACACCACUAGUUAAGAGUAAAGAAUAUGCUGCUAGAUAUAAUGACAGAUGUCUUACGACAGAUUUUGAAGCGACGAGGGCUUUGUGGUCCUACUUGAAUCAAAUACUUUCGCAACACGUUGAAUAUGCCGAUGAGGAUUUAGACAAGAUCAAGGAAACGUUUUCCAGCGCUGUCUUUUUGAACCCACAACUUAGAAUUUACAGAUAUAGAAAAGGUCAUCACUUCGGAAAACACUACGAUGAAGCAGUGGUUGCCCCCCUUGAUGAAAGAAGUUCUAAGAAAGGUAAAACAAAAUGGACUUUACUCAUAUACCUCACAGGUGAUGAAGAAUUUGAAGGUGGUGGGACCAUAUUCCACCCUGAGAUUAGAGGAGUCAAGCCAUUAAACAUACAUCCGAGCAAAGGAAUGGCUCUAUUGCAUAAGCACGGCUACGACUGUCUAAAGCAUGAAGCUGAAAUAGUAAAAAGAGGAGAGAAAUGGGUUCUUAGAAGUGAUGUUGUCUUUUAA
Molecule: messenger RNA, 693 nt
Organism: Dujonia railenensis
Lineage: Eukaryota; Fungi; Ascomycota; Pichiomycetes; Serinales; Debaryomycetaceae
Source: the annotation of a GenBank genome assembly